Molecule: messenger RNA, 1365 nt
Organism: Clonostachys rhizophaga
Lineage: Eukaryota; Fungi; Ascomycota; Sordariomycetes; Hypocreales; Bionectriaceae
Source: the annotation of a GenBank genome assembly
AUGGGCGUCGAACCGAAAUCAGAUAGCUCUUCCGAGCUCACAAUGGAGUUCACAAAGGAGUCCCCUACGACCGCCGUCACUAGCGACGAAGCGAAGUUGCUGAGGGAUCCUGAAACUCCAAUGUUGCCAACGGCAAGGGUCGCGCAAGCCCCUGUGUCCAGCAGCUGGUUUGACCCCAGAUCUUUCACAAACCCGCAGUGGGCGUCAAAUGUAUCUCACACAGUCAGUGAUGCUAUAAAUUACAUCGCCGGCCAAUUUUCAGAGGAGACUUUGGGUUUGGCUGAGGAGGAGAAGAGGCGGUCCGAGGCGAUCGAUCAGUUUCUUGAUCAAGAGUCCCACAGACGAGACCGACAACUGAAAGUGAUCAUGUUUGGCGACAUCUGGCAAAAGCAAAUCCUCUGGAGGCAUUCUCGUCUAAUUGUGCAGCCAUUGUCAAGCCAAGAGCGGUCGGAAUUGGUCCCUGAAGUACGGCGAGCUGUUCUUGACAUGGCAAUGACUGUUCUUCACUAUCUGGAUGAAGAAAUUAUUUCCAAGAUGAAAGAGAAGAACUUGGAGGAAGACUGGACUCGCAAGAUCAGAGCAAUCAGAUCACUCCACUGGAAAGACGAAACAGAAAGAGUCAACCAAAUCCUGGCUUUAAACAUCGAGACUUUCCACGCUCAAUUGGAACAUCACGGAGUUUCGAUGAAGGAGGUAUAUAGCAAAGCCCAUUUUUUCGAUGAACCUGGAUUUUUGGGCUGCCCAUAUUAUGAUAGUCAAGACAUCUUCAAACAGGUAGAGAGGGUGUACGCUACAGACUACGAGCCGACAGACCACGACUUUUUCCACUUUGACCGGCGUUUAUCCCUAACACUGAUACGAGAAGUUAGAAUCGAAAAGAUCGGCUACUCUAUCCAACUGCAAGAUCCGGUUCGAAAUAUGGGUGAGCGACGAAAAUGGAUCCACCAUAUGGAGAACCCUACUGGUCUAUUGUUCAUUGCCGAUAUCAGCCAUUACGAUGAAGUACUGUUGGAGGAUGACUCGUCGAACGUGUUAGACGAGCAGAUGGUGGCUUACGAGUCAGUCCUUUCGUCCAAGUGGUUUUUCAAGGCUCCAUUACUGCUUGUCUUGUCCAAUGUGGUGUUAUUUGAGUCCAAGCUGGAAAUCUCACCCCUUGCCAAGACCUUCCCGGACUACGAGGGCACAAGCUUGGAUGAUGCAAAGGCAUAUAUUGCCUCUCGAUUUCUGAGUCGAGCCAAGGACCGGACAGACAUUCAUGUAGUCUAUCUCAAUGUGUGCGAUGAGCAGAGUGUGCGCGAGCUUCUUGACGUUAUGGAGGGAACAGUUCUCAAACCAGCACUUGCGAAGCUCGGUGUUAUUGCGUAG